Molecule: messenger RNA, 525 nt
Organism: Capsicum annuum
Lineage: Eukaryota; Viridiplantae; Streptophyta; Magnoliopsida; Solanales; Solanaceae
Exons: 3
Coding region: 1-525 (174 amino acids)
Source: RefSeq, a predicted model, not a curated record
AUGGAAGAAGGAAAGUUGAUUGGUAUGAAAAGCCAUAAUUGUCAUGUUUUUAUGGAAACCUUGAUUCCUAUCGCAUUCAGCCACUUUCUUGAGAGGAUAUGGAAACCAAUCACAGAGAUAAGUUUGUUCUUUAGAGAUUUAUGUUCGGGAAAGUUAUUGGAGAGUAGCUUGGACAGAAUGGAGCAGAAUAUUCCUGUCAUUACUACUAAGUUGGAGAAGAUCUUUCCAUGUGGCUUUUCUGAUGUGAUGGAGCAUAUUCUAAUUCACCUCAUAGAAGAGGCACAUCUUGGAGGCCCAGUUCAAAUGAGGUGGAUGUAUCCAGGAGAGAGGUGGCAUCCCGCAUCAAAAGAAGUUAAUAAGGCAGUAAGAGAGAGCGUUAGGAGGCUUUUUUCACAACCUUGGCACAGUUGGUCGGAGAUUCCAAAAGACCAUAGACAAGCCAUGUUUGAAGAGUUCAAGGCUGGUAUUGGUUCCUCAUGCCAGGCUGAGGCGAUUAACGGUGUUCAGCUUGCUGCUACAUCUUAG